ACGUAAAAGUAGUUAUUGAUAUUAAAUUUAUUUGGCAAUGUAAUGACUAUCUAUAUCAUACAUUCAAGAGAAUUUAUUUGGUACACUUUCGUGCAUAUCAUUUUUGUGGAUCUUUUCAUCUAUUCUUUUAUUUGGCAAUGUAAUGACUAUCUAUAUCAUCAUUAUUUCAUUCUUCUUGCAAUUAUUCUUCAGUGUUCUUGCAAAAUCCCUGCAAAUUUCUCUUCUUUUUGUCUUGCUAUCCCUCUCUACUUUGUUGAAAUGGCAGGAGGUCAAAGAAAACGAUCUCACACCGGGAAGAACGUUGCUUCCUCCUCGGCUCCUCCUCCACCACCGGCGCACAAGUACCUCGAUGGGUCGUUCCUUUGGUUCAACGACCGCGCAGAGGCGACGCGGUUCUCGGAGAAGUUUGAGUACCUGGAAAUUCUUCCUCCCCGAUUCUCCACCGCCUGCUUCAUUCAUGACUCCAUUCCACGUGAGACACGAGUUAUCCUCGAACGUGGAAACUUCCUCGACCUCCUCUACAUCAAGAAGGCUCAUUAUCACCCCUUUCUUGUUCGAGCUUUCUACUCGAACUUGAAAAAGGAUGAGGACGGAGCGUUGAUCUCUAACGAGGACACGAAGACAAUUCAUGAGAUGAUUCACAACGCCAAUAUCAAUUGGUGUAAAUUUGUGAUGACUCACAUGUUCAACGCCACCUCCGACAACCGGCCGCUCCCCUAUGCUCUCCUUGUCAUGGCGGUCCUUGAUGAGUUCCACAUCAAGACGGACGUCGGGUCAAAAUGUAAAGGAACAAAGCAUGGGGAGAUUGACGAGUCUUCCUUCCACCCGGAAACCGAUGAAGCUACGUUCCCGCAGCCUCGUCCUCGCCGCCAACCGAGAGCCACUGCCUCGACCGCCGCCGCUUCAACCAACCCUUCUCUUGCCGAGCAAAUGGCGGCUUUGACCACCACCCUCUCUCGGAUAGACACCAACGUCUCCAAAAUGGCACACAACGUCAAUAUCUUGAGCCGUGAGCUUCACGGGUAUUUUGACUUUGUCAAUUACCCGUACGCUCAAAUGGUCCCCUACGUUCCUCCACCGAAUUUCGGAGGUGAACAGAGUGGGACUCAAAACGUUGGUAGGGACGACGCGGUGGACGAAGACGAAGAAGAAGAAGAAGCCGAUGAUGAUGAUGAUGAUGAUGAUGGCGAUGGUGAUGAAGAAGAAGAAGAAGAAGAAGACAUUGACGAAGAACAACUUCUCAAUGAGCUUUCCCCGGAUUUCUAGAGCUCUAGCUAUACUUUCUUCUCUUCCUUAUUUUAUCAUCUUUUAAUAUGCUUUCGUUAUGUACUCCGCUAUUUCCCUUAAUUAAUUAAAAAAAAUCUUUAUGAUUUUU
Molecule: messenger RNA, 1375 nt
Organism: Cuscuta campestris
Lineage: Eukaryota; Viridiplantae; Streptophyta; Magnoliopsida; Solanales; Convolvulaceae
Source: the annotation of a GenBank genome assembly